UCGUUAUUAGAAAUGUCAAAGCCAACAUUAGUUGGGUGAGCCAAACUUAAUUAAUUGAGAAGCACUAACCAAAUAAAUCUUCAUGAAGCCGUGUUCCCGGAAUACUAGAGUUUUGAACUGACGUCUAAUAUCAAAACACUGAUCCUUAACAUGUACUCUAUCAAAAUGAUCUCGAAGUCUCGAUAUCCUAAGUACACUUUGCUUGUUUUUUAGAUGUGCGAAUUCCAACUCGGUUGACGACUACUAGGAGAGUACACGGGCUCACAGUUGUGCCGCGAGUAUCUGACUGAUUUUAUCUUGACAAAGUCCGUUGCGAUCCCCAUAUUCCCAUCCGAUUUUCCCGUCGAGCCCUGCAGAAAUCUUUCAACAGAAACAGCGAACUAGUAGUAGAUGUCAUCAGGGAAAAGAAAAUGAAAAAAAGAACAAAAAAAAAAAACAGAACGAAGACAGCGGCAUGCAUCGCAGCAUAGGCCGGUCAAGAAGACGAUGGCCCUGACGAGGCGCCUCCUCAUCGAUCUCUCGUCAAGACGCCGCCUUUUCAACGCCGGCAAAUUCUCCACCACGCACAAGAAGAAACCAGUGCUCCAUGAAGGGAGGGAGCAGGGGUGUUGUUGAAAUGGAGCAGCAGCUCGUUUCUUUGAUUUGAUCUUUGGCAGUAAGUAAUUCGGGGUUUGAAUUUAUUAUUUUUGUUUUGGGCGAAUUUCAUUCCAGCGGUGAGUUUGGCUGGAUUCUUGCGCUGCUCGCGCGCGCUGGUGUCGUGGAUGGUGGCGGAGAGGAAGAUGCAGCCAUCGCCGGCGGCGCCGCCGGCGGCGGAGCACCGGAGGCGGGCGCUGCUGCGCUACGUGGUGUUCCUCGCGGUCUCCCUCCUCGCCUUCUCCUGCUGGGCUCUCGUCAGCUCGCGGAUCGACGGCGCCGUCCUCGCGGCGACCGCCGGCGGCGAGCAUGACGACCACGAUGGCAUUAUUGUUAGAAGCAGCACCCAAGCGGAGAUGCCAGCGAGAGGCGGGAACGCGACGUCGCGCGGCGCCGUCGAGGUGGGUGUGGGUACUCCGGCGGCGAUGAUCACCCGGCAGCCGUCGUCGGGAGAGACGACGACGACGGCGGCGUUGGCGGCGACGUGCGACGCGGAGAGCGCGCUGCUGAGGGUGUACCUCUACGACCUCCCGCCGGAGUUCCACUUCGGCAUGCUGGGGUGGGACGGCAAGGCGGCCGGCGCGGCGUGGCCGGACGUGGCCGGCGACCCGCGCGCCGUGCCGCGCUACCCGGGCGGCCUGAACCUGCAGCACAGCGUCGAGUACUGGCUCACCCUGGACAUCCUCUCCUCCACCACCUCCGGCGACCACCGCCGCCGCCGUCCGUGCACCGCCGUGAGGGUGACGAACGCGAGCCUUGCCGACGUGUUCCUGGUGCCGUUCUUCGCGUCGCUGAGCUACAACCGGCAGUCGAAGUCGCCGCACGGCGGCCAUGGGAGUGGCGGCCGGAGCGACAGGCAGCUGCAGGGCGAGCUGGUGAGGUACCUGGCGAGGCGGGAGGAGUGGCGGCGGUGGGGCGGCGCGGACCACCUCGUCGUGCCGCACCACCCGAACAGCAUGAUGGACGCCCGGCGGCGGCUCAGCGCCGCCAUGUUCGUCCUCUCCGACUUCGGCAGGUACCCGCCGGACGUCGCCAACCUGAGGAAGGACGUGAUCGCGCCGUACAAGCACGUCGUCCCCUCCCUCGGCGACGGCGACUCGCCGGGGUUCGAGCAGCGCCCCGUCCUCGCUUACUUCCAGGGCGCCAUUCAUAGGAAAAAUGGUGGAAGGGUUCGUCAGAGGCUGUACCAGCUGAUCAAGGACGAGAAGGACGUCCACUUCACCUACGGCAGCGUCCGUCAGAACGGCAUCAGGCGCGCCACCAAGGGGAUGGCCUCCUCCAAGUUCUGCCUCAACAUCGCCGGCGACACCCCCUCCUCCAACCGCCUCUUCGACGCCAUCGUCAGCCACUGCGUCCCCGUGAUCAUCAGCGACGACAUCGAGCUCCCCUUCGAGGACGUCCUCGACUACUCCGCCUUCUGCGUGUUCGUCCGCGCCUCCGACGCCGUCAAGAGGGGCUUCCUGCUGCAUCUCCUCAGGGGGAUCUCCCAGGAAGAAUGGACGGCAAUGUGGAGGAGGCUGAAGGAGGUUGCACACCACUUCGAGUACCAGUACCCUUCGCAGCCUGGUGACGCUGUUCAGAUGAUCUGGGGAGCUGUAGCUCGGAAGAUGCAUUUGGUGAAGCUGCAACUUCACAAGCGUGGUAGAUAUCAGAGGACAUUUUCUGAAUCAUAAAAGGUUAGGGUAGCAAAGCAUGGAGGAGAUUCAGAGCUAUAGGUUGCAGUUUUUGAUCAAUAAUUUUCAUGUGGCUGGUAAAGUUCUAUGGUCAUUUUGCAAUCUAAGUUGCAAGGACUAUGUGCAGCCAGUCUUUGUCCAAGAGGUAAUUAUUAGACAGUUAGUUAUAAAUUAUAUUAUUCUUAUUAGUUCUUUUAUCCCCAAAGAAAGAAAUAAUGAUUUGAGGAAA
Messenger RNA from Oryza sativa Japonica Group (Japanese rice), 2535 nucleotides. Its product is annotated as probable arabinosyltransferase ARAD1. NCBI's taxonomy places the organism in Eukaryota, Viridiplantae, Streptophyta, Magnoliopsida, Poales, Poaceae. Gene Ontology annotation, molecular function: glycosyltransferase activity. The record is from RefSeq and is a predicted model, not a curated record.